CCAGGAAGCAGGCAUGGUGGCGGCCUGACCAAGCACUUUAUGGGCCUGUAGUUUGAAGAGGAAACGUGGGCAGUAUCGGUGCAUUAUAGACUGCAUGUAUUGGUUUGAUGGCAACAUGGGUUGCGCUGUUUUUCUUAUUUUUAUGAAUAAAACAUGUUUUUAAUUCGUCAAAAGUUAAUCGGAGCGCAGGCAUGUCUUUUUGUUUAACUUCCUGUGAUGUGUCCACGGUGAUACUAAGCAGGAAACACUAUCCCAUAGGUUGUGCAAUAGUCUGGUUGGGAGUGACUUUCCUCUAUUGAAAAGUUUGCUUGGCAUGUGACUUGAAUUGGAUUGAUUAAAGAAACAUAAGACACCAUGGGAAAUUUGUUUACAGCUCUCAAGAAUCUGUUUGGAAAAAGGGAGAUGCGCAUCCUUAUGGUGGGACUGGAUGCUGCGGGGAAAACCACAAUACUGUAUAAAUUUAAACUUGGAGAAGUGGUGACAACUAUCCCUACCAUUGGUUUCAAUGUGGAGACAGUUGAAUACAAGAAUGUGAGCUUCACUGUCUGGGAUGUGGGAGGUCAAGAUAAAAUUAGACCCCUCUGGCGUCAUUAUUUCCAGAAUACGCAAGGCUUAAUAUUCGUGGUUGACAGCAAUGACAGAGAGCGCAUCAACGAGGCAAGGGAGGAAUUGAAUCGAAUGCUUAAUGAAGAGGAGCUGAGAGAUGCAGUGCUAUUGGUCUUGGCAAAUAAGCAGGAUUUACCCAAUGCCAUGAAUGCUGCAGAAAUCACAGAUAAAUUGGGAUUACACCAGAUAUGCCAAAGAACAUGGUAUAUUCAGGCAACAUGUGCUACCAGCGGUGAUGGCAUUUAUGAGGGUCUUGAGUGGCUAACCAAUCAAUUCGGACAACACAAGUGAUCCAUUCCACUUCUCCAAGUCUCUGCAUGACCAGCCGCGUGUGUGUGAUUGUGUGAGAGAGUUUGAGUGGGAGCAGUUUCCUCACCACGUGCCUUUUUAUAAUACAGAUGGGUUUGGGACACUACUUGUAAGAACGGGUAUUGUGGGCAUUGAUGAAAGUAUUUUACUAAUAAAUGAAUGGCUCUAUUUUUGAAAUAGUUGCCAAAUAACACUUGCAGACCUAAAAUAAAUUUACAAUUUGUAAUUGCUAGCUAACCAAAAAUUAGGAAUACGAAUACUAUUUAUGGCCCCUUUUCUAAAUUAGAGGGGGGGGGGGGGGGGGGGUAGAGAAUGUGCCUGAUCACUAGCAGACCUUGUCAAUAUUGAACAGUCUUGCAGACCUUGGUUUGCAAUUUAGCCCAAGUCUGAGUGAUGCAGUUUGAGUUUAAAUUGUGCAUGUAUACACCAAUCAAUUUGGCAAUUUAGCAAAUACAUCUUGGAAGGAAAUUUCCUUGAGUUCUGGCUAGUGUUUUAUGGCUUUGCAAAUGAUCCAUCAAAAUUGACCAUGUUGACCAAAAUUGACUUCUACUAGUGCAAUUUUAUGGAUUUUUAGUACCUUGUAUCUGGUAAUUUAACGUUUAGAAGUCACUGAGGUAGCUGCUCCCAUUCCUUGUUUUGUAAAGAUAUUGAAUGACACUUGUAUGUAUUUGAUAUGAGGCGGGCAAAGGAUGAAAUGCAUAUAAUAAAUAUAACCCUUUUUGUUUGGAUAUGCCAAGACAAGCCCCAGCAACACCAACACUCCUUCAAAAUAAUACUCAGCGUCAGCGUCGUGACACUACAGACACAAGUGGAAUUUGAAAUUAUGCACCUAUUUUCCAGAAAGCUUCCCCACGUAUGAACAUUUUCCAAAAAGUAAAUUGAAAACUUUUUCAGUAUAUUUCAGAUAAUUUAGAGGUUUAGUGGAAUAUUUAUCCUGUACAGAUCAGUAGCAUGCACUUCAAAUUGACUUGUUCAUUGUAAUGUUAAUGACCAGUUGAAUACUGAUCUAUAUUCAGAGACAACAAUAUACUUUAUGCUUAUAGGCAUGUUUUUUAAACUGUAAACAGCAAUCUUGUAAAUUAUAACAAUAUGAAAGGAAAUGAGUCUGGAGAAUUAUUGGUUUCAAUCUACAAUUAAAUUAAAUAUGUAAUUUAAAUUUGCUUGGACAUUAUGCUCAAACCUAAUAGUGGAAAUAUGAAGCUUAGUUGUGGAAUAAGGUUUCUGUCGCAAAAUAUCAAGAGGUGGGGAAACGUAAUUUUGAAUCGGCUUAUUUUUAACCAUAUCUGUAAACUUGUCUUGGGAUGCAUUAUAUGUUAAAGAUAUCUUUAUGAGAAUAAAUGUUUGCGUUACAUACCAGUAUGUUUGGAUGCCAGUGUGUGACCAAAUUGCAGACAUUCGUGGAUGUGUUUGAGGAAGGUGUGGAGAAGGGAACUUGUUGCAAAUAUUUCUGCUGCCAAUAAAGGCUUGUUCCCCUUCCUAACCUCUGCGUAUUGAUUGAUUCCAAGAUCGUUUAUUUGUCAUUUAAAUUACAGUACAGGAUUUGGUAUUGGUAUCAAAACUGGUUUUAAGAAGCAUUAAUUCUGAAGAAGAGUCUAGACCUGAAACGUCACCCAUUCCUUCUCUCCAGAGAUGCUGCCUGUCCCGCUGAGUUACUCCAGCACUUUGUGUCUACCUUUAAUUCUGAAUCCCUUAACUAAGGUUUCAAAGUCUCCUGCAUUUUAGUUUGGCCUCAGUUUGAUCUUAACAUAUUGCAAUCUUAUUUGAAGGUCAUAGGGGAGAAAAUAAGAGUGAAAUUGUACAUAUAUCCACCGGUGCUGAGAAAUGGUCACAUAUGUUCUUGGUGCCAAGUAUUUGCAGUGUGCAUUUUCAGAGCCUCCUUGCCAAGCUAGGUGUAGAAUCAUUCUCAUUCCCCAUUCCUAUGCUUAUAAAUAAGCUUUCCCCACACUAGAUUGUAAAUCCACAGAAAAGGUACUUGCCCAUACUGAGAUUUCUGAUUCAUUAGAAAUUUUAAAAUGCCUUAUUUCUUUAAAGUAAAUAUUGGUUCAAAGAAAAGAGCAAAACUUUCUCAAAUGUGUAGUGCAGAGAAUCCUAAAGUAAAACAAGUUCAGCCUUAAAUAGCUGAACAUCGAUUUGGUAAAAAUGACUUAAAGUCCAAAUGUGGUGAUGGCAUCAGUGGAGCGAGAAGGAUGAAAAGACAGCAAUAGAUUGCAUUAGCAAUUGAUGAGAAAAUUGUAGGAGCUUUUCAGAUUUGUAUAUCUAUUAAUCUCAUGAGGAAUUCAAAUAUCUAGAUUAGUUUUAGCCAAGAUACUGCUGCAGUCCCAGUUGAACAAGCUGGUCAUCUGAUAGAAAACUAAUUGGGGAAUGGGAAUAGUUCUGUCCUCAAGAAUUGCUUUUGCAAGAAUAAUCAGAAUAGUUCUGAUUGGUCAUAGAAACAGCCUUGUCUCCUACUGAUUCUAGAUUACUUGCUGAGAUUUUCCUGCAUUUGAGCAAAAAGCAAAUUGCUGGAGAAACUUGCUCUUCUCUACACAGAGCGCCCCACCCCCACUCGCAUGCCACCUGUAUAAAAUGGCAGUACUGCUGUAUAUAGUCUAGACUUCAAUGUUUUUUUGCUUGAUGUUCCAGCAUCUGUAGUCUCAUAACUCUUUUUCCAUCAUUUUUGGUUUUGAUCAAAAUAGCCAGUGAUGGUAGUUUGGAUAGAAACCAAUGGUACAGUGGCAACUUUAAAGAAUCAUUUUCAUCAAUGGAAAUUGUAAACUAUGAAGGUCAUCUUUUCCUUUUAUAAAUACAAUACUUUAAAUGCUUGUUCCUAAACAGUGAUUCUAGUGUGGAAUGAUGCAGCAUUCCAAAAUUUGUCAGUCAUGCAGUACAUGAGGGCCACACAGCCUGCUGAAUCUUCAUUGAUCAAGUACCCAUUAAAACCAGUCUUUAUUUUUCCCCACAUUCACCAACUUUUAUCUCUUGAUUCCGAUUUAGGAAUGGUCAAUAAUUGAGCAGUCCUGUUCAAUUUUGACAAUAGAUGAUAGGUGCAGGAGUAGGCCAUUCGGCCCUUCGAGCCAGCACCGCCAUUCAAUGUGAUCAUGGCUGAUCAUCCCCAAUCAGUACCCCGUUCCUGCCUUCUCCCCAUAUCCCCUGACUCCACUACCUUUAAGAGCCCUAUCUAGCUCUCUUGAAGGUAUCCAGAUAACCGGCCUCCACAGCCUUCUGAGGCAGAGAAUUCCACAGACUCACAAUUCUGAGGAAAAAUUGUAUCCUCGUCUCCGUUCUAUGUGUCCAUUUGUCUUUAGCACUUAAUAUUUCCAACUCAAGUUCUCUUCUCUUGCAUUUUAUGUAGCUUAUAUACCUUGAAUUAUGGAUCUAGAAUAUUAUACUUUGAUGUAUUUUAUUGUACAGAUGCUAUGGCAAAUUGUAAAUGUUUAAAUCCUGCACUAAGCAAAAUUAAGUUAAAGGUCAGCUUGGAAUGGGAUUGGAAGUAAAGUUAUUGGCAACUGCAGGAGCAACUGAAAGCAAAUGCAGUUGCAAGCCCUUAACAGCUAUUCCUUUAGUGUGAAGUUCUGUAGUUCUUUGGAGGUGCUGUCCAAAAUGGAAAUCAGUGACACAGUAAAAAUAAUGCAAGAAAAGAAAACUGCGUACAACUCUACUAAAUUCUUUGAUCUACGCAAGUUUAUCUGGAAUGUAAGACAGCUCCACCCCAAGAAUUACAAACCAGAAAGAUUCUUUAAACAUGAAUUAUGUUCUUUGAAACUUCUAUUUCACUAUUCACUUUCAAAUAUACAGGUAGUAUUAGCUCAUAUUUACAUUUACUGAAUUUGUGGUAGGGUUCUGAAUUGUAUAUCAAAUCAAUUAGUACAUUUUAAUUAAAAUUAUGUAAAGGAAA
Amblyraja radiata (thorny skate) is the source of this 4789-nucleotide messenger RNA. RefSeq names its product ADP-ribosylation factor 2-like. Lineage: Eukaryota; Metazoa; Chordata; Chondrichthyes; Rajiformes; Rajidae. The record is from RefSeq and is a predicted model, not a curated record. The coding region runs from base 355 to 897 and encodes 180 amino acids. Gene Ontology annotation, molecular function: GTPase activity; GTP binding. The transcript has 5 exons.